Linum tenue is the source of this 657-nucleotide messenger RNA. NCBI's taxonomy places the organism in Eukaryota, Viridiplantae, Streptophyta, Magnoliopsida, Malpighiales, Linaceae. The record is from the annotation of a GenBank genome assembly.
GUGGUUGAGGGCACAGGAUUGUCCCACUUGGCAGGGUGUAUGAUGCAGCAUUUAGAUACAUCUUUGAUAACGGCAUUUGUGGAGAGAUGGCAGCCGUACACGAACACCUUCCAUAUGCCAUUUGGAGAGAUGUCGAUUCUUCUCCACGACGUGCAUCACAUUCUUCGUAUUCUAGUUGAGGGGGAGCUUAUGAGAGAUGAUCCGCAUCCAGAUGUUCUUAAGUUAGACAUGCAUGAUCUAGUUCGGGUCCCGGUGGAUGGUCCUGUUGGUGGUAAGUGGAAGUCGAAGUGGUUCCUUAAUGGUGGUAUACACGCAGAGGGAUUGUUGGUGCGUGGACGAGAAAUGAAGAUUAGGGACCUGGAGGUGCAGACUUACUUGUUUGUGUUGUUGGGAUCCACACUUUUUGUGGAUAAGAGUCGCGAUCGCCUCCGUCCUGCGAUCAAUGUAUUUCUGAAGGACCAGCGACGAGUGGCCGGUUAUGCCUGGGGAGCUGCUGCACUCGCCUAUCUCUACAGACAGCUACGGAUGGCCACACGAGUGGGGAGUAAGAGUGGUGAUGAUGCUAGACAGCGCUUGGUACGGUAUCGACAGAUGUUGGAUGAGAUGUCAAGGGAGGAUGUGUCUUGGACUCCUUACGGGCGAGAUGUUGGCACGGAG